AGGGUGAGAGACAGACUCUAGAGGAUCACGAGAAAUCCACCCUUAUAUAUCACAUGUCACUGAUUAAUCUUAGCAUCAUCCGACUCUUCACCGUGCUACGUAUCAACCCUCAGAACCUCCAGUCAAUGCAGAAACCCUCUUCACUUGGUUACAAUGGAACGGAAGGGGCAUGCAAUUCGGGCGCGUCAAGUUAUCCGUCAUAUUUCGUAAAUCCUAAAGACAGUAUGAAUUUAUUGCAACAUCUUCUUCAACAACUUCAGCUGACACCUUCUGAUUUAAAUAAUGUUAAUGUAAGCGAUGCAAAUAUUUGUCAGAGUUUACCUACAUCAGGAAGUAAUGUCGAGAAUGUACAAGCAGGCAGUAUGAAUGUAUUGUACGCUAGUCCAGGAAGUGUGUCCAUAGCAACUGCACAAAAUCUUGGCGUACCUAUCAGUCAGGCGCAGGCGAGUGGACAAAACACGGAUGAGGAACAAAAUGACAGUGAGAGAAAUAACACUAACCAGACACAGUAUCAGAUGUUUAGUUACACUUCAGAGCCAUCAAAUAGACAGGACAAUAAAGAAAUCCCUCAGAUGUCCGUAAAUGAGAAUCAGCUUUUUACGAUGAAAUGUCAAAAUGACAUACAGGAUGAAAGUUUAGCCCGACAUGAUCAGCAAUUAUUGGAUUUAUCGCAUCAGAAAGAUUAUCAUGAAAAAGUUAUCCGAGAACUGAAAGGGAAAGUGAAGUAUUUAGAAAGUACUGUAAAUGAAAUGGAGGGUCGCUGUGGGAAUGGAGUUUAUGUUUGGAAAAUAAAAAAUUUCUUGAAAUUAAGACGUGAGGCAGAAAGAGGUGAAAUUACUGCAAUACAUAGUGCUUCAUUUUAUUCAAGUUAUUAUGGUUAUAAACUUUGUAUUAGAGUUAAUCCAAAUGGAGUAGACAGUGCAAAAGGUACACACCUCUCUUUAUUUAUUCAUUUUAUGCAGGGGGAGUAUGACGAUUUACUGGAAUGGCCAUUUAGUGGAAGGAUAGUUCUUACAAUAAUUGAUCAAAAUCCCAUGUGCGAAAUGCGCAAUCAUAUCUCUGAAACACUAAUGUCUAAACCGAACUUGGCAGCAUUUCAGCGUCCAGUUAGUACUAGAAAUCAUAAAGGCUUCGGGUACAUGGAGUUUUUACCACUAAGUGUAAUCGAUGGAUCUACGUACAUAAAAAAUGAUACUCUUAUAAUUAAAGCCAAUGUCAUACCAUCCAGCCUAUAGCAUGAAUGCUUUGAAAAAGUAGAAUUAAUAUGUAAUAUAUGAAUGUGUAAACAUGUAUAAAAAAGAGUUAAGCAUAUUUUGAAAAUUUUAGUGCUUGUUUACUAGAACUGAUUUUAUAGUAGAUACAGCUUAACUGUUUUUAAAACCUAGUAAAUUUAUGAUAUGAAUUUAACAGAUAAACGAUUGUAGAAAAGCCAACAUAGUAGCUCAGGAACAUUGCAAUUUGUUGUAUAAUAGUGAUCAAACCAUACUGUGUACUUGUGAUUGAAUUUUUAUUUUUUUGUUUAUGUUGCAAGUGUUAUGCAAUUACAUUUUUGUUGAUGUUGUAAGCUAUAUUGGAACUCUGUCAAUCUGUUUUUAUCUGUGAUAUAGCAACGAUUGCAUGCAAGUUUAUGAUUGCAGAUUUGAUACAAGAAAUGUUUUAUGUGUUAGAUAAUACAAUUGUAUUAGAAUCUCGUGCUAAAAAACAAGCAUGAUUUCUUAUUGUAGACUGUAAUUGGUAUGAAAUAAAAGCUGUGGCACAUUA
This is a messenger RNA of Ruditapes philippinarum (Manila clam), 1761 nucleotides long. Its product is annotated as TNF receptor-associated factor 6-like. Gene Ontology annotation, molecular function: zinc ion binding; ubiquitin-protein transferase activity; tumor necrosis factor receptor binding. The record is from RefSeq and is a predicted model, not a curated record. Gene Ontology annotation, biological process: protein K63-linked ubiquitination; regulation of canonical NF-kappaB signal transduction; positive regulation of JNK cascade. Lineage: Eukaryota; Metazoa; Mollusca; Bivalvia; Venerida; Veneridae. Gene Ontology annotation, cellular component: plasma membrane signaling receptor complex.